Molecule: messenger RNA, 2495 nt
Organism: Trichoderma atroviride IMI 206040
Lineage: Eukaryota; Fungi; Ascomycota; Sordariomycetes; Hypocreales; Hypocreaceae
Cellular component (GO): actin cortical patch
Molecular function (GO): phosphatidate phosphatase activity
Source: RefSeq, a predicted model, not a curated record
GAGAGGGGCUAUCGGCGGAAGAAGUUUGCUGCCAUGGCUGGAGCUAUGGCCGGGAACAUAUACCGAACUGGACAAAUUGCUGUGACGGAGAUUCGAGAGACGUAUGCCCAGUCCAAAGCGCGGGGCCUGGACGGCGACUUCGACGGGCCCGGCAGCAUGCAUAUCCCGGGAGCAUUCCCAGGGGUGGCCAUCACGUCGGAAAGCAGCCCCGAGCAGAUGAUGAUGUUCCCGUGCUAUGCGAAACAACACACCAAGAAGGAGUAUAGCCAACCUUCGGCAUACGAGUCGGAAACCGGCAACCUGCAGGACGAGGACUACUGGCGGUCAGAGUGGGAGAGGCACCAGGACGAGAGAGCAAUCGUAGAUGUUGACGUCCGAGGCUGGGUCUAUUCGCCCCAUUCUGGCCCAAUGACACGGCGAAACCGCAUCUUGAUCGGCCUUGCGCGACAGCUCAGCGGGAUUCCCGUGCCGAGGGCAGACCAGGGCCAAGGAGCAACGCCCCCGACUGCCCCUGAUGAAUGGAGGGAGCAGGAGAAAAUUGCCCAGGAAGCUGCCAGGAUCGAGCAACGGGGCCAAGAAGAGAAGCGAAUAGCGAAUGUCGGUGCCUACAGCGAACCGCCUCGCGAGGAUACUGGCUUGGGUGGAACUGUGUAUCCUCCUCCUCCUCCGCCCAGGUCACUGCCUCCUCGGCGAGAUAGUCGAACGCCAGAUUCUCUCUCUGGGAGCCCCAGGCCUCCAACCAGGCAAAACUCGGCAGUGGCCAACGAGCUCACCGAGGCUGAAUUAGCUACGGCAAACGCCAACUUGAUGGCCAGGAUAGCACCCUUCUUGACCAAUCCCUCAGUGUCUCUCCCCAUCACAAUCUUUUUCUACAAUGAUUCGCAAUCGCAGUCACGCAACGUUCUCACUGACGAUUCUGGCCAUUUUGCCAUUCGGGCGCCCCUGGAAUUUGUUCCUACCCAUAUCAAGGUACUCGUCCACGAAGGGCUCUCGACGACGCAACCAGUAAAUUACAUUGAGCCAUGUGGCGUCAGCCUGAUCAGCGAUAUAGACGACACCGUUAAAAUGUCAAACAUCUCAGCGGGCGCAAAGGAGAUUUUCAGAAAUACCUUUAUACGGGAGCUGGCCGAUCUCACAAUCGACGGAGUCAAAGAAUGGUACGGCAAGAUGCAGGGCCUCGGUGUGAGCAUACACUAUUGCUCAAACAGCCCUUGGCAGCUAUUCCCCAUGCUCGCAACCUUCUUCAAGGUAUCUGGACUCCCCGUUGAGUCUCUACACUUGAAGCAGUAUUCAGGCAUGUUGCAAGGCAUCUUUGAGCCUGUGGCCGAGCGAAAGAAGAAUACACUGGUCCGCCUGCUGCGAGACUUUCCUCAGCGCAAAUUUCUCCUUGUCGGAGACAGCGGAGAGGCUGAUCUGGAGGUAUACACGGAGCUGGCGCUGGCUUAUCCGGGCCGGAUACUGGCAGUCUUUAUCCGAGACGUCACAACCCCUGAAGCUGCGGCAUACUUUGAGCCAUCUUUUGACAUGACUCGACGGACAAUGUCUGGUCUGACCUUGAACAGCAACGCUCCAAAUGGUAGACCAGCAGUGCGACAAAACUCAUCACCAGGGCCAGCACAUGCAGUCAAGGCUCCUCCUCCUCCAGCUGGGCCGGUCAUGGGCACUCUCAUCGACUUUUCCGCCGAGCCUGAAGAGGUAAACCUGGAUGAUGCCGCCGCCCUGGAACAAGUCAAGGCAUCCAGACCAGGCCCAUCAUCCAGCGCGUCCGCAGACUUGCUCGCUCGAAAACCACCGCCGCCCCGUCCAGCCAAACCCGCUGCACUGGCCAGCGCGCCCUCCAUACCCACCGUCAGAAAGGGAUCAGUAGGCUUGGGGAUUUCAGGGGCCGGCACCGGCUCUGAACCACCACCACCACUGCCGAGAAGGCCCGUAGGACAGAAUCAACCAGCAGCUCACCCUCUGUCUCAAAUCCAAAACUCCUCUCAGCAGACUGUGCAAUCAUCAAGAGACGAAAACAACAAGCCGCCACCUCCUCCCCCGCCACGCCGCAGCGCAAGAAACCUCAGCCCCAAGAUGAUUCCCUUUGGCCGUGGCCCGUCGUCCAACUCAGACGUCGACUUUGAUCCGCUCCCACCAUCCCUCGGACCCGCGCCAGUAGCCUCUACCACCGGCUUAUCGUCAUUCUACCGCCCCAGCAGCCGAUCCGGAAACACCUCGCCCUCGGCAUCGCCCACCAUGGCUCCCGUGAACAAGAAGCUCGAGCUUUGGAGGCGGCGACUCGCCAGGGCGCAGGACCAGCUCGACCAGCUGGGCGUGGCGCUGUAUACCUGGCGCAAGGGGCAAGAUGUCGAGGCUGAGGCAGUGGGUAUUAUAAAGCGGUAUUUGGCAGAUGUAGAUAAGGAGAAGACGAAGGCGAGGAGAUGACAGUUUGGAUUGGGGAAUAGAAGUGUGAAGUAUUAGAGAGACUGUUUUGUCUAUUUUGUCAGUGUUUUGAU